This is a messenger RNA of Ceratosolen solmsi marchali, 2005 nucleotides long. Its product is annotated as protein croquemort. Gene Ontology annotation, molecular function: scavenger receptor activity. The record is from RefSeq and is a predicted model, not a curated record. The transcript has 9 exons. NCBI's taxonomy places the organism in Eukaryota, Metazoa, Arthropoda, Insecta, Hymenoptera, Agaonidae. The coding region runs from base 1 to 1584 and encodes 527 amino acids. Gene Ontology annotation, cellular component: cytoplasm; membrane.
AUGAACGAUAAUUUUCAUGCAGAAAGCCCUGCUCUGGCAUUGUCAUUAUCGCCAGAUUCUAAGAGCUAUGAAAUAUGGAAAGACACGAAGACUAUGUCAACAAAUUUAGAUGUUUAUUUUUUUAAUUGGACGAACCCGGAAGAUCUUAUGGACCCAGAGAAGAAAAUUCAUUUAGUUCAACUAGGACCAUAUAGUUUUAUAGAAAGGCGAGAAAAAGUUAACAUAACUUUUCAUCCAGAAAAUAGUACGGUUAGCUAUUUACAACGUAGGACUUGGUUCUUCGACGAAUCAAAAAGUAAUGGCACAUUACAAGAUAAAAUUGUACAACUGAAUGUCGUAGCUGUGUCAGCGGCGUACAAGAUUCGAUAUUGGCCUUUCAUGAUUCAACAAAGUCUGUCUUAUGUAUUAAAUCAGUUUUCGAAUAAAAUUUACAUCGUGAAAACAGUUGACGAGCUUCUCUUUACGGGCUUUGAAGAUAAAAUUAUUACUAUGGGAAAGAUGUCCGGUAUGGACGAGGACUCUCCACCAUUCGACCGAUUUGGUUGGUUUUAUAUGAGAAAUGGAUCGACUGAAUUUGAUGGCCACAGUAACGUAGCGACUGGCGUAGAUGAUCUUAGCAAUAUUGGAAAAUUAAAAUUAUGGAAUUAUAAGGAUACAACAAAGUAUUAUAAAAGUCCUUGUAACACGAUUGAAGGAAGUUCCGGUGAAUUUUGGCCUCCGUAUAGAACCAAAGAGGAUAUUAGGCUAUUCACUACCGAUAUUUGCAGGCCAGUGACGUACGAGUUCGUGGAUAAGGUGAGUCACAAGGGUAUCGAGGGAUACAAGUUCUCGAUGGGCAAAACGACACUAGGAAACGACUCGAGACGGCGUUACCCGCACGAGCAGGCCAAGUACUUCGAGCCGACGACCACAACGGAAGAUUUCUUCGUUAUCGACCCAACAACACUGAAGCCGGAGGUGGAAAACGAUGAUCCGGAUGUGGUGAACGAGGGCCGCUGCUAUUGCAAUGGCGAGUGCUCGCCGAUGGGCCUGAUAAACAUCACGGCCUGCCGCUACGGAGCCCCCGGCUUCGUCAGUUUACCUCACUUUCACAAGGGCGACCCCGUCCUCAGGGAGCGCUUUACCGGGCUUGAUCCCAAAGCCGAGGAUCAUAGUUUCGACAUCGUUCUCGAGCCGACGACCGGUAUUCCAAUAAACGUAGCAGCUAGAUUACAAGUUAAUAUUUUAUUACAGUCAUCGAAGACCGUGUCGUUAUUUAAAAAUGUUCCUACGAUAUAUUUUCCAAUAUUCUGGUUCAAUAUGAAGGUUGAAAUUCCAAAUGAAUUAGUUGGAAAUUUGCAGUUACUAUUAAAUUUACCAACAAUUACAAUGUACACGGGGUUAGUCCUGAUGCUCAUCGGUUCUCUUAUUCUCUUUAGUGUGGUUGUAAUAUAUUACGUAAAUAAUCGUCGGAGAUUGUGCCAGAAUAAAUCAAAUAAAACGGAUUCCUUACAAAAGAAGACGGAAAUGGUGUAUAUGGAUAAAGUUAACGCCAAUGAAGAUGGACAAACGAGGAACGAUCGACGUUUGUAUCCAAAACUUUAGUGCAUAAUUAACGAAAGAGAAAAUCCGUUAAUUAAAAAAUUUAAUAAAUGCUAUGUACAUGGUGACAGAAACUUUCUUGAAUUGUAUCUAGUUUUUCAUGAAACGCUAGGCUACGCUUCAAAAGAGAAAGUUAUGCAUACGAAUUUGCUCAAAACAUUAACGUUUAGACUGUAUAGUCCAAUGUAUAGUAAUGAGAGUCAAUUUGGACGUCUCCACCAGAGAAUAACGUCCUUUGCCUUCAUACGCUUAGAGAUAGUCAAAUAAAGAUUGCCAUUUCAUAAUUAUAUAUCGACGCUGUUAGGAUAUUUUAAUUACGUAUUACCAGAGCAAGAGAAAAGUCAGCUAUGACAAUGAAAGAUUUUGCCAUUGUAUAAUAAAUUGGUUAGACAUUUUAAAAAUUAUUGUAAAAUACGCAAAUUAC